CCGCGGAGCUGCCUGUCUGGAAAGUACGCACCGGGAGGGCUGACCCGCGGCGCGCCUGCGGGCAAGCGGAGAAGGUGGGCGCUUCAGAGAGUCUCAUUCCUAGACACGGGGUGCUAGGCCCGACUAAGAGCCCGCGGGAGAGUGAGCCUCCGUGGGUGACUGAACUGCUGAGACCAGCGUGGUGGCUGAGGGAGACCCCGCUGGGUGGGCGGCGCGCGGCGUCUUCCGGUUUUUGAGGCGUGUGGGGCCUCUUGUCUCCCGCCGGUGCGUGCGGCCGUGGCUCCCGGACCCGGAAGGGGCGGUGGUGGACCGGCCACAGCUGCCAAGAACCUCACUCUCCACGUGCUGCUCCGGCUCCCUGCUCGGUCUGCGUCUCCGCGCUUGGGCUGUGGCUACUGUCUGCAGCACUUUGCCCGACCGGCCUCCCAGGACGUGCUUCCGACGCACCCAGGCCCAGAUGAGGCGGCAAGCAGAGGCUAUCAAGAGAAAGCACCAAGUGUCCAGUGAUGCUCCACCAGCAAAACGGAGGAAUGAAAUAUCCUCUCCUUUAGCCAAGAAAGCCAGUGAUAAAGAAACUCAGGGAACAUUUAAAGGGAGCAUACACAAAAUGUUUCCUCCAAAGAAGUAUUUGGACAGUAUAGGCAGUGGAAGUCAAAAGGAGAAGCCAUGCAUCAAGACUUCAUCGCUGUUUAAAAACAAUCCUGAGAUCCCAGAACUCCACAGAACUGUAGUGAAGCAGGCUCGAGAGCAAGUGUUCUCUCCAGAAGCUUUCCAGGAGCUGGACCUCCACCCACACCUAAUUUCUACAAUAAAUACAGUCUUAAAAAUGUCCAGUAUGACCAGUGUUCAGAAGCAGAGUAUCCCGGUGCUGCUGGAAGGCAGAGAUGCCCUUGUGCGGUCCCAGACGGGCUCAGGUAAAACUCUUGCCUAUUGCAUCCCUGUCGUCCAGUCUCUUCAAGCGCUGACAUCAAAAAUACAGCGCAGUGAUGGACCCUAUGCUUUGGUCCUAGUGCCCACCAGAGAGCUGGCUCUUCAAAGCUUUGGCACUGUUCAGAAGCUACUCAAGCCGUUUACCUGGAUUGUUCCUGGAGUGUUGAUGGGCGGAGAGAAGAGGAAAUCGGAAAAAGCUAGACUCCGAAAAGGCAUAAAUAUCCUUAUCUCAACUCCUGGCCGUCUAGUGGAUCAUAUAAAAUCCACAAAGAACCUUCAAUUUAACCGAAUCCGGUGGCUGAUUGUGGAUGAAGCAGACAGGAUCUUGGAUUUGGGUUUUGAGAAGGACAUCACAGUGAUUCUAAAUGCUGUAAAUGCUGAGUGUCAGGAACGGCAGAAUGUCCUUCUGUCAGCGACACUCACAGAAGGUGUAACACGGCUAGCUGAUAUCAGUUUGCACAAUCCAGUCAGUAUCUCUGUCUUGGACAAAAGCUGGGACCAGCCCAAUCCUAAGGAAGUUGCUAGUAUCCAGCUGGACAGCUUUGCCAUACCAGAGAGUCUCGACCAGCAUGUGGUGUUGGUUCCCAGCAAGCUGCGCCUUGUCUGCCUUGCAGCCUUCAUCCUGCAAAAGUGCAAGUUUGAGAAGAACCAGAAGAUGAUUGUCUUUUUCUCAAGUUGUGAGCUGGUGGAGUUCCACUACAGUCUCUUCCUUCACACCCUGCUUUGCCACUCAGGGACCCCUACUUCAGAGCAGCUGCCAUCUGCCUCCUGGCCACUGAAAUUCCUUCGGCUGCAUGGCAACAUGGAGCAGGAGGAACGAACAUCUGUGUUUCAUGAGUUCUUCCAUUCUAGAACUGGAGUCCUACUCUGCACGGAUGUUGCAUCUCGAGGCUUAGAUCUCCCACAAGUCACCUGGAUUGUUCAGUACAGUGCUCCAUCUUCACCUGCAGAGUAUAUUCACCGCAUUGGAAGAACUGCCCGGAUUGGCUGUCAUGGGAGCAGCCUGCUCAUUUUGGCUCCUUCGGAGGCAGAAUAUGUCAACUCGUUGGCUUCUCACAAAAUCAACCCUCCACUCCUGCAGCUACCUCUUCCUGCUUUACGGACAUCUCUCCCUCAUGGGUCUGUGGGUGCUUGGGGGCAAGGCCGGUCUUGGCUCAGGAGAGUUGACAGUGUUUCUGAGAUUAAGAUGGAAGAUAUUUUGGCUGUCCUGGCAAAGGAUGAUUGUUUUAAGAGGAGACAAAGGGGAGUCCAAAAAUCCCAUGCCAUUGGCCCCCAGGAAAUCCGAGAACGAGCCACAGUAUUGCAGACAGUGUUUGAAGAUUACGUGCACUCCAGUCAAAAGAUGGUCUCCUGGGCAAAGAAAGCCCUGCAGUCCUUCAUCCGAGCCUAUGCCACCUACCCCAAGGAGCUGAAGUCCAUCUUCCAUGUUCGAUCCCUACACCUUGGGCAUGUGGCUAAGAGUUUCGGACUAAGAGAUGCUCCUAGAAACCUCAGUGUCUCUGCUGUGAAGAAGGCAAGCUUAAAAAGGCUUGACCCUCGGAGGAAGACCCAGAGGAAGCGCCACCUUGUGCCUGCUGAGGUCCUGCACUCGGAGCACUCAAGUGGGCUGGAGGGUGGUGGCAUGAAGGGCAGAAAGCAAGGCAAACAGCGGGGCCUUCAGGUGGCACCCAGCAAGCCUGGGCUGUGGAGAGAAUAAAGCUGCUUCUACAUCCAAAAGGCUCACCACCGGCCAGCAAGCUUCUUUUGGUUGUUUUUAGUCUCUACAGGACCAGGUCAGGGUGGAUCCAACAUGGCCUCGUGGCUUUAGAUUGAUGUCCUGUUCUUAUCAUCAAAAUAUUCUGAAAAAUAACUGGUACCUCUCCAUGAAUACAGACUCAGAAGAGCGCAGAUCUUCGCCUGUUGGAGGAGCCCUGAUGAAAACCAAGUAGGCAGGGGCCGGUGCUAGACAGUCACCUACCUUUGGCCAAGCCUCUUGUGAGAUUGCUCAUGGACAACAAACAUCCUGUGUGUCAUCCUGGAUGAGUGUAGCUCCUGGCAAGCUUGUCAGAUUAAGCAGCCACGUGUGUAUUGCAUGAGUAUUGUAAGAUAAAAGAUGUUAAAAACAGAAAUUGAACUUUGUACAGAGGGAUAAAGUAUUUGUUGAAUAGUUGUUUUCUUAGUCCAUAUGUUCUGUUAAGAAGGGCCGAGGGCUUUUACCUUGGGUCAAAAAACUGACUAUGUUGGAAGAUGCUUCUUUCUUCCUUAA
Messenger RNA from Mastomys coucha (southern multimammate mouse), 3175 nucleotides. It is a transcript of the gene Ddx31, whose product is annotated as DEAD-box helicase 31. The transcript has 21 exons. The coding region runs from base 458 to 2626 and encodes 722 amino acids. The record is from RefSeq and is a predicted model, not a curated record. Gene Ontology annotation, molecular function: ATP binding; nucleic acid binding. NCBI's taxonomy places the organism in Eukaryota, Metazoa, Chordata, Mammalia, Rodentia, Muridae. Gene Ontology annotation, cellular component: nucleus. Gene Ontology annotation, biological process: ribosome biogenesis.